Mya arenaria is the source of this 648-nucleotide messenger RNA. RefSeq lists its product as uncharacterized. The transcript has a single exon. The coding region runs from base 1 to 648 and encodes 215 amino acids. Lineage: Eukaryota; Metazoa; Mollusca; Bivalvia; Myida; Myidae. The record is from RefSeq and is a predicted model, not a curated record.
AUGUCGUACUGGCUAGACACACGUCACCGAAUGGCUUACUGGCUAGACACACGUCACCGAAUGUCGUACUGGCUAGACCGCACGUCACCGAAAGUCGUACUGGCUAGACACACGUCAUCGAAUGUCUUACUGGCUAGACACACGUCACCGAAUGUCGUACUGGCUAGACACACGUCACCGAAUGUCGUACUGGCUAGACACACGUCACCGAAUGUCGUACUGGCUAGACACACUUCACCGAAUGUCGUACUUGCUAGACACACGUCAACGAAUGGCGUACUGGCUAGACGCACGUCACCGAAUGUCGUACAUGCUAGACACACUUCACCGAAUGUCGUACAUGCUAGACACACUUCACCGAAUGUGGUACUGGCUAGACGCACGUCACCGAAUGUCGUACUGGCUAGACACACGUCACCGAAUGUGGCACUGGCUAGACACACUUCACCGAAUGUCGCACUGGCUAGGCACACUUCACCGAAUGGCGUACUGGCUAGACACACGUCACCGAAUGUCGUACUGGCUAGACACACGUCAUCGAAUGUCGUACUGGCUAGACACACGUCACCGAAUGUCGUACUGGCUAGACACACGUCACCGAAUGUCGCACUGGCUAGACACACGUCACCAAAUGGCGUGUUGGCUUGA